CUGAACGCACCAGCAGGACCUGAACGCACCAGCAGGACCUGCUUCUUACAUUGUUGGAGCAGCAGCGGUUCGUCUUCCGUCUCCAGAACCUGGUGAAAACGCCUUCAAUCUGGGCUCGGUUCGGCAGCGGGACGCAGCGGCUAACCGGUUCGGAAGCCCCGGCAUGAGGCGGACCGGCGGCCGCAGCCCUGCCCGGUCCGGAGGCUGCUGGUAGGGAUGGUUCCGGUGUGAGGACCCGGAGGUUCGGAUCAGAGGAGCCACAGGACCGGACCGGACCGGGAGGUUCGGCAACAUGACGGGCUGCAACCCGGACAACGUGGAGGAGUUUUAUGAGAUUGGAGACGAGCUGGGCAGUGGGCAGUUUGCUGUGGUCAGGAGGUGUCGGCACCGCUCCACCGGACUGGAGUUCGCUGCCAAGUUCAUCAAGAAGCGACGCAGCAAGUCGAGCCGGCGCGGCGUGACCAGGGAGGACAUCGAGCGUGAGGUGAACAUCCUGAAGGAGAUCCAGCACCCCAACAUCAUCGCUCUGCACCAAGUGUUCGAGAACAAAGCUGAGGUCAUCCUCAUCCUGGAGCUUGUUGCUGGAGGUGAACUCUUUGACUUCCUGGCAGAGAAGGAGUCUCUGAGUGAAGAGGAGGCGACACAGUUCCUGAAGCAGAUCCUGGAUGGGGUUCUGUACCUGCACUCCAAACAGAUCGCUCACUUUGACCUGAAGCCAGAGAACAUCAUGCUGCUGAACCGCUCAGUGCCUCACCCACGUAUCAAGCUCAUCGACUUCGGUCUGGCUCACAAGAUGGAUUUCAGCAACGACUUCAAAAACAUCUUUGGAACUCCAGAGUUUGUGGGUCAGUCUGUUUGUUGUGUGUUUGUUUUUCUGAUAUUUCUGCACAAAUAAACACCCUGGAGUACG
Molecule: messenger RNA, 910 nt
Organism: Austrofundulus limnaeus
Lineage: Eukaryota; Metazoa; Chordata; Actinopteri; Cyprinodontiformes; Rivulidae
Product: death-associated protein kinase 3
Exons: 5
Coding region: 293-895 (200 amino acids)
Biological process (GO): intracellular signal transduction; protein phosphorylation; positive regulation of apoptotic process
Cellular component (GO): cytoplasm; nucleus
Molecular function (GO): protein serine/threonine kinase activity; ATP binding
Source: RefSeq, a predicted model, not a curated record